AUGUCGACAUCGAUUACGUCUUCGUCGAAGUCCACGACCUCUACGGCCUCCACGACAAAAGCGAGCCUAGCUACCCCCUCCGAGUUCCGUGUCUGCAGUGGAGACACUUCUUCUACCGAUGGUGUUCAGCAAAUCCUGGACCAAUCAGGUGCUGUGGACUGGUUGGAUAUUAUGCUCAUCAGCUUGCCGGAUGGAGAAAAGGACUGGGUCAACAAACUCUGGGAUACAGUCUUCCACAACGACGGGGUGUCCCCCUUGACCGGUUGUGGCGAGAUUGGAAGCGAUUGCAACCCGAAGACUGCAUGCUCCGACUACCCACAGGCGAUGGCGUAUUGGGUAUUCAGAACGGUCGGUAUCCUCCACAGCAAGGUCAACACUGUGCGGUCCAAUUUACUCUGGACUGGCUGGCUGGAUGGUCUCUCGAUUGACCAAAUCGGUGAAGACUUUACUCCCCCGGUUCCUGAUACCUCGUGGGUGGGCUGGAUUGCAGCCUGUUUCACAAUGGCUGGUGGUGCCGCUACUGCAGUCGACGCCAGCGUGCCUCUCGUUGGUAUGUUGGGUAUGGCGAGUGGAGCGAUGUCCGCGGUAAGUAUGGAAAAGGGUGAUGACUCUCACGUCGAUACCACCUCGGUACAAAAUACGCUUAAGAAUAUCGUCGGUGCGGCUGGUGAAGAGGUCGCCAAUAUUCUGCAAAAGGCUACUGGUAAUGCGGACCCAGAGACUCUCCCGAUUUAUACCUACACAAUGUACCAGCAUGCCACCUCCCGAUUCUUUGCCGACAGCACCCUUCUUCUCGAUGAGAACAAGGACAAUUCGUCUUUUGCUUCGACCUAUAGCUUGUUUACUGAUAAUCUGGAAAAGAAGCUCGUUGAUGUGGCCCUCAAAACGGCCUGGUACCUUCUUCUUGCUGAUACCGAUAUAUCCGAAGACGACUGUACGGACACCGGUUACCUUUGGCUCGAAGCCCAGAGCGACCAGUACUAUUGCUUCUACUGGACCGUUGCGGCGGAUACUCGCUAUUGCGAGGAUGAUGACCCGACAACUUGUGAUUCUCAUCAGUGGAGUAGCCAAUCCCAGUUUGAUGAAAGCUUCUACUCAAAGCUCGAGAAAUAUGGCUUUGACCUCAAGAGCUACUAUACUUCUUUGAUUGACUGCAAAGUGAAUGGCAAUGGCGAGAGUGACACGAAAACCUACAUCAAUGGCGCCCCUCGGUGCUUCUACAACAACUUUGUCCGAACCGGACAUUGGAAGACGGAUUAUGGUGGCCCACUACUCUCACUUGACUCAGACCUUGGUUCAUGA
Penicillium concentricum is the source of this 1302-nucleotide messenger RNA. RefSeq lists its product as uncharacterized. Bases 1 to 1302 code for a protein of 433 amino acids. NCBI's taxonomy places the organism in Eukaryota, Fungi, Ascomycota, Eurotiomycetes, Eurotiales, Aspergillaceae. The record is from RefSeq and is a predicted model, not a curated record. The transcript is spliced from 4 exons.